AUGUCAUUCCUUGAUAUUGAUACCCAUCAAUACAACACUGGACAUCUCUCUCUACCCCACUUUCUACAUCCGUCUGUAACCUCCCCCUCUCUCUUAUUCUCUGUCAAUCCGUCUUUGUUUUUCAUUAAUUUUCUUUCUUUCUUUCUUUCUUUCUUUUUACGGAUUUUUCUUUAUUUUUACCUAUUUUCUUUCUUUCUUUUUACAAAUUUUUCUUUAUUUCUACGUAUUUUCUUUCUUUCUUUCUUUUUACAAAUUUUUCUUUAUUUCUACAUUUUUCCUUAUUUCUACGAAUUUUCUUUCUUUUUAUUUCCAUCUAAGUACUUUUCAUUCUUUUUCCAUAUUUUCUUUUUCUUUCUACGUAUUUCCUUUCUUUCUUUCUUUCUUUCUAUAAUGUCCUUACUUAUUUGUUAUUCUGUGUACAUUCAUUCAUUCAUUUUUUCUUUCUUUCUUUUUUUCUAUAAUGUCCUUACUUAUUUGUUAUUCUGUGUUCAUUCUUUCUUUCUUUCUUUCAGUAGUGUCCUUACUUAUUUGUUAUUGUUUUCAUUUAUUCCUUCUUUUCUAUUCUUUCUUUGUUUCUUUUAUAUCUCAACCCUGUGUAAUUUUCUUUCUUUCUUUCUUUCUUUCUUUCAAUGCAUUUUCUUCAUUUUCAUUUUUUUCAUUCUAAGCAUUUUUUGCAUUCAUUCUUUUUUUCCAACUUGUUUUUUUUUUCUAAUUUCUUUAUUUCUAAGCAUUUUUUCAAAUUUUCUUUUCUUUCUUUGUACGCAUUUUUCUUCCUUUCUUUUUCGUUAUUUUCUAUCUGAGUAUUUUUUUCAUUCUUUCCUUUCAUCCUUUCUAUUUUAUUUAUUUUUCUUUCUUUUUUGUAAUAUUUUUCGUAUUUUUUAA
Acanthosepion pharaonis is the source of this 882-nucleotide messenger RNA. The record is from the annotation of a GenBank genome assembly. NCBI's taxonomy places the organism in Eukaryota, Metazoa, Mollusca, Cephalopoda, Sepiida, Sepiidae.